ACACCAAUUAGAUCGGUAUUUCUUCCUUGUGCCGAGUGGCUACAAGUCGGCAAUCGGGAAUCAUCGUCAAACGUCGGUUCGGACCCGACGGUCUACGACGUUCUCCGAAUCUCCCGGCAUCGCUAAAAUAUGAAUGACGCAUGAGGAAAUGGUUGUUCUACGAUGUUUCUAACCAAUAAGGGAACAGAACUGUUGGGUUCAAAGUAACAUCAUAUCUUUAAAAUCAGUCAGUCGCUGACACGUCUUCGGGCUGGUUGUGUCUGCUUGUUGAUCGACGUACAUUUACUUUUUGGCGGAAAUAUCCAAGAAUGGGCUCCAAAAGCCUCGAAAUGACUUCCUCUGCACACGGGGCAGAGCGGGAUAGGCUGGGGAUAAUCGCAGUGCUGACGGCCAUAAUGGUGGCCGUAGUGGCGGUGCUUGUAGGUUUCUUCACCAUGUUUGUACUGGUGAGGCAGGGGGCGGAACUGACAGAAAUGAAGUCUCAACUGAAGGAUAUGAAAGCGCAGAUGCAGGAGAUGCGACAGUGGGGAGAACACCUGGAUACGCAGGUGAGUCCUCAGGGCCCAAGUGUCCAUGAGCAGCAGAAUGGAGCAGGGCGUGGCAAAAGCGCCAACUUUCUGUACGGAGCUGAAGUGCAUCACCGAGCUAAGAGAUCUGUGUCUAACAUCAGGAAUUUUGCCAACAAGAUUACACUACCCACGACUCUAGGAGGGUGCUUAGCCGGUGAGAGAGGAGAACCCGGAAGGGAUGGGAGAGAUGGACUCUCGGUCACCGGUCCGACCGGACCCCCUGGCCCACCCGGGCCUCCUGGUUCGUGUUGCUGUUCAAGUCCCAGCCCUGUACCUGCACCUGGUAAGCAUGUUGGGGUCCUGAUCAGUAGGCUUCAUUGGUAUAUGACCAUAAAAUACAACAUUUUCUAA
Messenger RNA from Branchiostoma floridae (Florida lancelet), 920 nucleotides. RefSeq lists its product as uncharacterized. The transcript has 4 exons. The coding region runs from base 309 to 920 and encodes 203 amino acids. NCBI's taxonomy places the organism in Eukaryota, Metazoa, Chordata, Leptocardii, Amphioxiformes, Branchiostomatidae. The record is from RefSeq and is a predicted model, not a curated record.